This is a messenger RNA of Sinocyclocheilus rhinocerous, 1016 nucleotides long. Its product is annotated as beta-1,3-galactosyltransferase 2-like. Gene Ontology annotation, biological process: protein O-linked glycosylation. NCBI's taxonomy places the organism in Eukaryota, Metazoa, Chordata, Actinopteri, Cypriniformes, Cyprinidae. Gene Ontology annotation, molecular function: N-acetyl-beta-D-glucosaminide beta-(1,3)-galactosyltransferase activity. The coding region runs from base 17 to 868 and encodes 283 amino acids. The transcript has a single exon. Gene Ontology annotation, cellular component: Golgi membrane. The record is from RefSeq and is a predicted model, not a curated record.
AAGAAAGUGGCAGAAAAUGGCGAGAAAAACAGGGAACCCCUAUGUUGCUUACCCUCAAAAUUACAGAUUUAUCCUCGACCAGCCAAAGAAGUGUGAACAGCAAAAGCCCUUUGUGGUGAUUAUCGUCCCUGUGGCCCCGCAGAACGUCAAGGCACGUAACGCCAUCAGGAUAACGUGGGGCAGCGAGGAGCUCGUCCGGGACAAACUGGUGCUGGUUCUCUUUCUUCUGGGCUCACAAAGUGGUAACGAAACACUGCAGGAGCAACUCCAGAAUGAGAGCGAGGAGUAUCAAGACCUUCUCCAGAGCAACUUCCUGGAUUCCUACAGGAAUCUGACCAUUAAGACCUUGGUGAUGAUGGAAUGGCUCAACAGGAAUUGUCCACAGGCGUCCUACGGAGCAAAAGUGGAUGCUGAUGUGCUCCUCAAUAUGAAAAACCUAUUACAUAUGCUUGUGAGUCUGAAAUCACUACAACAUAACUACAUCACCGGCCUAGUAUUGUCUGGAAACAAUGUCUUGAGAGAUCCAUCCAGCAAGUUUUAUAUCCCUCAUGAUGUGUAUCCUAAAUCCAGAUAUCCUCCGUAUCCUCUGGGCAUGUGUUAUAUCUUUUCUAUGGACUUACCAGAGAAGAUCCUGCACAUCUCAAGGCAUAUCAGACCUAUUUUUAUUGAGGACGCAUAUCUGGGCAUGUGCUUGAAGCGUUUGGGAAUCGCACCUAAGAAACCACCAAAUAUUGGACAGUUUGUGGUCAAACCACCACAACGAUUCAAUCGCUGUUACUAUUCUAGACGAAUAGCAAUACUCACAGACAGCCAGACUCAGCUGAUUUCCUAUUGGAUGGAUAUUCACUCAACCAAAAGACCCUGCUGAAAAGUCCUGCUAUGAGUCUAAAUUUAUUUUUCUAGAAAUGAAAAGAUCUGUAGUUACAGGCUAAGCUUAAAGUAUUUUUACAACAGCAGCCUGUUUGUUUAACCCGAUAGCUGUGUGUCUUUGUAUUAUUUGAUACAUUUCCAUACUA